Messenger RNA from Carya illinoinensis, 573 nucleotides. RefSeq names its product anaphase-promoting complex subunit 7-like. The transcript has a single exon. The record is from RefSeq and is a predicted model, not a curated record. The coding region runs from base 1 to 573 and encodes 190 amino acids. Gene Ontology annotation, molecular function: protein binding. Lineage: Eukaryota; Viridiplantae; Streptophyta; Magnoliopsida; Fagales; Juglandaceae.
AUGCACGGAAUUCCCAACAAGGUCCUAUCCAAGUUCCGGUUCCGCAACCGUCCCGUCGUCCAAGCCAAGCGACACUUCGUCCUCGGUGCCCAGCUACUCGCCCGCGCCAGAUCCUCCAAGAAUCGCUCCGAUUCCACCUCUCUGGCCAAAGAGGCCCUGGCCGAGGCCGAAAAGGCCAUCGCGUUUGACCCCAAGGACGCCGCUGCUCACAUCCUCAAGUCCCUGGCUCUCGACCUCCAGGGCUUCAGGACUUCCGCCCUCGACUCGCUCGACGCCGCUCUUUCCCCUCUGUGCGUCAAGUCUCUGAGCGAUCAGGAGCGAGGGGACGCGCUCUUCAAGAGGGCCGAGUUGAAGGUCGCCAUCGCUCGGCGCGGCCGGACCGACUCUGCCGUGGCGGACUUGGAAGACGCGGUGACUCUGAGUCCGGAAAACGCCAAGGCGUUUCGUCUAUUAGGGGAUUGUUAUGAGGGGAAGAAAAUGAAAGAGGAAGCCAAGAAGGCUUACCAGGAUGCCCUAAAGAUCGAACCCGAACUGACCGCAGCUCGCGAGGCACUGGACCGGCUGGGUUCAUAG